Sphaeramia orbicularis (orbiculate cardinalfish) is the source of this 4219-nucleotide messenger RNA. RefSeq names its product flotillin-2. The record is from RefSeq and is a predicted model, not a curated record. Gene Ontology annotation, biological process: protein localization to plasma membrane; regulation of myoblast differentiation. The coding region runs from base 112 to 1398 and encodes 428 amino acids. Gene Ontology annotation, cellular component: flotillin complex; plasma membrane; cytoplasmic vesicle. NCBI's taxonomy places the organism in Eukaryota, Metazoa, Chordata, Actinopteri, Kurtiformes, Apogonidae. Gene Ontology annotation, molecular function: protease binding. The transcript is spliced from 11 exons.
UGUGUGUGUUGUUGCUGUCGUGCAGGACGUUAAGACUCGGGUUCACCUCAGACCUGAUUAAAACCCCGUUACGGAUCCUUCGCUUUAGUACUCGUCUUCUUUUCAGUCAACAUGGGAAACUGUCUAACUGUUGGACCGAACGAAGCCCUGGUGGUUUCCGGUGCCUGUUGUGGCUCUGAUGUGAAGACGUAUGUCGUAGGAGGCUGGGCCUGGGCAUGGUGGCUCAUCUCUGACACCCAAAGAAUAACUCUGGAGAUCAUGACUCUUCAGCCCAGAUGUGAGGACGUGGAGACAGCAGAGGGAGUGGCCAUCACUGUCACAGGCGUGGCUCAGGUGAAAGUCAUGACAGAACCCGACUUGCUGGCUGUAGCUUGUGAGCAGUUUCUGGGUAAAUCCGUGAUGGAUAUCAAAGCUGUGGUUCUGCAGACGUUGGAGGGACAUCUGCGCUCCAUUCUAGGUACUCUGACUGUGGAGCAGAUCUAUCAGGACAGAGACCAGUUUGCUAAACUGGUGAGGGAGGUAGCAGCUCCUGAUGUCGGCAGGAUGGGAAUCGAGAUUCUCAGCUUUACCAUAAAGGAUGUGUAUGAUAAACUUGACUACCUGAGCUCCCUGGGGAAGACUCAGACUGCAGCCGUCCAGAGGGAUGCAGACAUCGGUGUUGCUGAGGCAGAGAGGGAUGCUGGGAUACGGGAGGCAGAAUGUAAGAAGGAAAUGAUGGACGUCAAAUUUCUGGCUGACACCAAGAUGGCCGACUCCAAACGAGAGCUGGAGCUGCAGAAAGCUGCUUUCAACCAGGAAGUCAACACCAAGAAAGCCGAGGCCCAGCUGGCGUAUGAGCUGCAGGCGGCAAAGGAGCAGCAGAAGAUCCGCCUGGAGGAGAUCGAGAUCCAAGUGGUCCAGAGGAAGAAGCAGAUCACCAUCGAGGAGAAGGAGAUUUCCCGCACGGACAAGGAGCUCAUCGCCACUGUGAAGAGGCCAGCCGAGGCAGAGGCCUUCAAAAUGCAGCAGCUGGCCGAAGGACAAAAGAUGAAGAAGGUGUUGAUCGCUCAGGCAGAGGCUGAGAAAAUCAGGAAGAUUGGUGAAGCAGAGGCCACUUCGAUCGAAGCCGUGGGUAAAGCAGAGGCUGAGAAGAUGAGACUGAAGGCCGAGGCGUACCAUCACUACGGAGAGGCCGCCAAGACCGCCCUCGUCCUCGAAGCCCUGCCCAAGAUUGCCUCCAAGGUGGCAGCGCCAUUAGCCAAAACCAAUGAGAUUGUCAUCCUCAGCGGGGACGGAAACCGCGUGACAAGCGAGGUCAACCGCCUGUUGGCUGAGCUCCCCGUGUCCGUCAACGCCCUCACCGGCGUGGAUCUGUCAAAGAUGCCGCUGCUGCAGAAAAUGACCAGCGCUCACGCCUGAGGCCAGUGACUCCACCUGAUGUCGGUAUCUGUCGUAUGCACUCUCAUAGACUGCCUUUUACACUUGAAGAAUUUAGUUGUUUUAUAAACUGUAAACCAAGUGAAUUUUUGGAAACCUCUGGUGCCUUACUUUAUACAGGACCAGAAAAUCUGCAUGCACUGCUGCUCGUUCGAAGACUUCUUUCUUUUUUUUAUUCAGUUUUCACAUGUUGAAAUGUUGUUAAUUUUUAUGCAUUUCGUUCUUCUUUUGUGUCUGAAUCUUACUUUCAUGAAUCAGACCAGUGUGACCAUUUUAGCUGCUGAUGAUUAUAUUCCUAGACUCGUACGACGUGACGGCAGAUGCUCGUUCCUAGUCUUAAUUUCUUUGUCGUUUUGCUUUUAAAAUGCAGCAGUCCCUUAUUGAUUCAUAUACCUCCUUCUUUACUGUUACACAUUCCCAACACAAUCUGAAUCCUCUCUUAUUGCCUGUAUUUAUUUUUACUCAGAUGUUUGUACGUAUCCAUUUAAAUUCAAAUUUUAUUACAGUUUUAUUACAGUGCAACCAAGGUGCUCACGAUCCUCCAAGCUCCUUUUUAUUGUGCAGACGUCCACUUUAAAUUUUUGCACAUUUCGUCAUUUGUUCAGGUUUAUUUCUUCACAUACCGACAGGAUAGAUGUGACAGAAAAAAAAAACAGCAGAAUACGAUCCUGCGCUGAUGUUGUACUUAGCUUUCAACGUGGUCCUUCAGUAUGAGUCGUGUAAAUUAGAAAAAGGGAGUAAAACAAAGGAGGCGUACUAAUGGGGGGAAAAGAUGAGCUUAAAUAUGUUAAAUAUGUUCAUAUUGUGGAAAAAGGGUUCAGAAACUCCAAAUAGAAUAGGUUGUGGUUAAUUUUUAUAUUUGUUAAAAUGACUGAUCUGGGGGAUACUGCGUAGUGUGGAGCUAACUUUCCUGCUAAAACUUAACAAGUAAAACAUGUUUUACAGAAGUCCAGGCAUUCAGGAAAACACAGUGUGGUUUGAAAAUACAGAACGGACCUAAAAAAAACAAAACAAAUACACAACAUAUUCAGUUAAAUAUGACAGUUUGUCUCACGAAAGUACAAAGAAAUAUGUAGACAGAGGAUGUAUAAAUUGUGUUUUUCAGUAAUAUGAAUUUUAACCUUUAAUAGUCGUCUUAUCUAACGAAAAACUAGCGCCAUAUCUUAGCGGGUCCAAAAUUACUUGUGAUAAAAAAUGUAUUUGUAUGAAUUAAAUGCGGUAAUGAAGAGUAAAAAAUAAAGUUUAAAGUGCAGUUCAGUUGAUAAGAACAUCCUCUUAAAGCACAAACUAGUGCAUUAGUCAAAUACUCAGUGUGAAAUGUUUGAUUCAAGCAGAAAUAUUUCAGCAGAAUCCAGUCUCAGGAGCGUGUUCUGUCUGUAUAGAAGUACCAAACAGGGAUAAUAGUUUACAUCAGUCUGUUUUUGCUCUUCUUCCUUAGUGUAUCGUGGCGUAAGUCACUGGUGUUCUGCCAAAAGUCUGUUUUGCUUUUUAUAAAACAUGCUAUAGUUGUUUCUGAAGCUUGAUGAAUGAUAUAUAUGUUGUGUAUUUGUGCGAUAGGUCCUUUUUCUGCACUCGCAAAUACAAAAUGCCAUUAUUUGUUAACAGGGUUUCAGCUCAACAGGGACAAUAGAGAAACAUAAAACUGUGAAUGAGCCACAGUUACUUUCAUCUGUUAUCCCAGAAACAGAAACAAUCGACAGCCAAAUACAGAAAAGAGAGAAAAAUCACACCUAAAACCAAUCACUAAUGAAACAAUCCCUAACUAAAUUCUACAACAUUCCUGUUUGUUAAUGCGAAUUUCAGGACGUUUACUUGUAAGACAUGUUUAUUUUGGCAGGAAAUAGAAUAGUUCAUCUGGCGCUAAUGUCUGAUCUAAUGCUACAAAUAUCUGUAGAUGCUAAGCCAUGUUUGACAAGCCAAACUCCUACAUGUUUCAUAGGAAAAAAAGCUUUUGUGUUCCGCACUUGUGUCGCAGUUGUUAGUUUUGAGAAAUUGUGAAAUCAGUUCUAGAAAGAUGUUUUAUUAGAGUACACAGACUUAUCUAACAAUGCUUGGUUAGCUUUUAUCAGUAAUGUGUUGUAUGUAAAUGAUCACCAAAUGCUAGGCUGAAACACUGUAACUAUCAGAGGUUUUUGUAAAAAAAAAACCCACAAAAAAACAAAAGACUGGGAGACUUUGCAGGUACGUUAUUGGAGUAACCGGUCGACCCCUCCCAUUAAACAUACGAAACACUUGUAGAGAAUCAGACGGUGGAUUCUGGCACCCAGAAUCCACUCGUUCCCUCCGUGCUGUACAGAGCUGCGCUCAUCUACACUUCAGACUAUCUGGACAGUGACGUCUGAAACUCACACCAGACGAAACGACUAAAUCUGUGGUAGUUUAUAUCCUAAAGGAACGGCCAGUAGGAGCACACCGACACACACUUUGCACAGACUGUUAUUAUUGUUGUUAAUGUAGUUUUGUGCCAAUCGCUCCACCUGAGUUGAUUUUCCUUUGUAUAUUUUUCUGUUUUCUUUUCUUUUGUUUUUGGGUUUUGCUAAUGUAGUGACUUGACAGUACUGUGAUCAUAUAUUGAUUUGUUUUUGACAGGGGAAUAUUUUACCUUCAGAUGUCUGGUGUAUAAACUGAACUUUAACCUGUCUGUCUUUGUGUUCGAUUCCUAAUGUUAUUUAUAACAUGUACACUGUACAUUUCAAAUGAGCCAUGACUAACUGUAUGCUCUUGCUGCAUGACAUCCAUCUGUACUCGAAAUAAUCAGUUCACCCUUGGACAAUUAUCAUUCUAAUAAAUCCAAAUGGCAUUA